GCUAAUGAGCUAAUGAGUAAUCGUCAUUCGCACACAAGCGUUACGCUUAAUCUGAGUGCGCCAAGGAUAAACGGAUGAGCCGUGUCGACAAACCAGUCAACUGGUAUGGUCACCUCCGGAGGAGCGCGCCCGCGGUGACCUGCUGUCCGAUAGGACAGAUACCGUCAGCUGACGGCCGUGAUCUGCGCUGAUAACGGUCAGCUGAUGUCGACCGAGGGCCGUCAGUGUCCACUCCCGGCAGUGAAAAACAGCAGCGUAUCUGUGGCGGCGAGAUCGUGCGUUAGAAGUGGUCUCUGGUGGAACGGUCCCAUGUGACGGCUGUUGCCGUCCGACGUCCUAUAAACUCACAUCGUGGGCGGACCAGCAACCCACUGAUCUCCUGGUAAAGGUAGUCGACGUCUGGCACCGGGGAGGCUUUGUGACGUCACUUUACCGUCUGUGUGACGUCAUGGUGACGUCAGAAGGUGGUUCGGAGGGAGCGCGCGCCCCUCGGAGGGGCGGCGGCCCGUGCGCGCUGCUGCGCCAGUCUCCGUAUAGUCUGUACGUGCUUCUGCUGCUGAUGGCCGCCUACCUGCUCAGCAAGAUGGACCGCUACAUGCUGGCCGUGGUGGCCCGCCCCUCCGCCCAGGAGAUCCACUUCGGCGACCGGGGCUGUCUGCUCAACGUCUCGGCCGAGUCCUCUCUGACUGCCGCAGACUGCGCCAACGCAACCGACAGCCUCAGCUGUGUGACCCUGGCUGACCGUGCCGGAGUGGCGGGCUGCAGCUGGGACUACACCGGCACGGGUCUGCAGUACGACCUGCUGGCCGGGCCCGUCUUCACGCUGGUCUUCACCGUGGCAGGUCUGCCGCUCGGCCUCGCCGCCGAUCGCUGCAACAGAAAGCUGCUGCUGUGCGCCUGUCUGCUGGUCUGGGCCGUCUGCGUGCUGCUGACCGGGCUGGCCCAGCGGUACUGGCAGCUGGCCGCGCUGAGGUUCGGAGUCGGGUUCGGCGAGGCCGGCUGCACGCCCCUGGCCACCUCGCUGCUGGCCGACUACUUCAGUCCCGAGCUGCGCGGCACAGCGCUCGGCGUCUACAACUGGGGCAUCUACUUCGGGUACUCGCUGGCCUACGCAGUCGGCGACUUUAUCACAGAGGCAGAUAUCAUGGGAAUGGGCUGGCGGUGGGCGUACCUCGUGUCGGGCGCGCCGGGCGUGCUGCUGGCCCUGCUGAUGCUGGCCACGCUCCGUGAGCGCCCCGCGCCGACCUGUCAGCGCCCCCGGCGGCGGACUCGGCUCGGCCGGCGGCGCACGCCGUGCCCCGCCUGCUCCGGCUGUUCGCCCGUCCCCCGCUGCUGCUGCUGGCGCUGGCCGGCUCCGUCCGUAACGCGGCCGUGUACGUCUGGUCGUACAGCGCCGAGACGUUCUUCGAGAGCCAGGGCCAGACGGCGGCCCAGGUGGGCGCCUACAUGAGCUGGGUGCCGCUGGUCUCCGGGCCGCUGGGCCUGCUGCUCGGGGGGCUGGUCUCGGACGGCGCUGGCCGGCGGUUCGGCCCGGCCGGUCGGCUCGGCGCCGUGGCCGCCUCCCAGCU
This is a messenger RNA of Amphibalanus amphitrite, 1568 nucleotides long. RefSeq names its product protein spinster homolog 1-like. Gene Ontology annotation, molecular function: transmembrane transporter activity. The transcript has 4 exons. Bases 449 to 1450 code for a protein of 333 amino acids. Gene Ontology annotation, cellular component: membrane. The record is from RefSeq and is a predicted model, not a curated record. NCBI's taxonomy places the organism in Eukaryota, Metazoa, Arthropoda, Thecostraca, Balanomorpha, Balanidae. Gene Ontology annotation, biological process: transmembrane transport.